Trifolium pratense (red clover) is the source of this 510-nucleotide messenger RNA. RefSeq names its product sugar transport protein 13-like. Gene Ontology annotation, biological process: transmembrane transport. Gene Ontology annotation, cellular component: membrane. The transcript has a single exon. Bases 1 to 510 code for a protein of 169 amino acids. The record is from RefSeq and is a predicted model, not a curated record. Gene Ontology annotation, molecular function: carbohydrate transmembrane transporter activity. NCBI's taxonomy places the organism in Eukaryota, Viridiplantae, Streptophyta, Magnoliopsida, Fabales, Fabaceae.
AUGUUGCUGUUGGAAGCCGGUGUACAAAUGUUCUUGUCUCAAGUCGUGAUAGCUAUCAUUUUGGGGAUCAAGGUCACAGAUCAUUCGGAUAACCUUUCGAAAGGUUAUGCAAUAUUCGUAGUUAUCAUGGUUUGCAUUUAUGUUUCUGCUUUAGCUUGGUCUAUAGGUCCUCUUGGAUGGCUUAUUCCAAGUGAGACAUUUCCAUUGGAGACCCGUUUAGCCGGACAAAGUGUCACUGUUUGUGUCAAUUUGCUCUUCACCUUUGUUAUUGCACAAGCUUUUCUAUCCAUGUUAUGUCAUUUCAAGUUUGGCAUCUUCUUGUUCUUCUCUGGUUGGGUUUUCAUGAUGUCAAUCUUUGUGUUUUUCUUGGUGCCCGAGACGAAGAACAUACCAAUUGAAGAGAUGAUUGAAAGAGUAUGGAAGCAACAUUGGUUUUGGAAGAGGUUUAUUGAAGAUGAUCAUGACAAUGAGAAAAUAGAAAAUGCUGAUAAUUGUAACUUUUUGUUUUAA